CAUAAGCCACUGUAAACUCCACAGCCCUGAAUAGUGACAGAUAUCUGGUGAGUGCCAGGUUUUGUGUGUGUUGUGUUGGUAAUUUUUUGUAAGUUUCCUUAAGGGUCUGUCACCCAAGCUGCUCUGGGGCUAACUGCCUAGGUUGCUGGGAGCUGUGCUGCUGUCUGUCAGCAGGGCUGUGGAAUUUACAGUGGCUUAGAAUGUGUACCUGGUCCAGUCUAAGAGUGCAGUCCAUUCCUGUGUUGUGGGUAUACUCAGAGGAAAUUACAAAAGCCUGUGUCACCCUAGGAGGUUCCGAGUUGAUUUGUUUGAAAGUAUGCAUUGUGUGUGUGCUGGUUGAAGUCCCAGUAAGGGAAAGAUCUUGAGGUGGUCCUGGGCUUAAACCGUUUGUCACCAAAUGCAACUGAUGUUCCCAUUUUGCCUUUAAAUAUUACUGUGUGCCUUCUGAAAAAUGAAUUUGGGAUAUCUGUCAUUAUAUGAACAAACUGAUGAGAAUUUUGAAGAUUUAAAUGAUGAAGAUGAUAUCACCAGUGAUUUGCCAAGCCCAACAGUUUCAUCGUAUGAACUUGUGGAAAACAAGACCCAAAAUUCUCCAUAUGAUGAGGCAUUUGGAUGGUAUAAAAAAUUUCCCCCUGCGCAUUUCAACAAAAUAUACUUCAAGAUCCAUCAGAAAGAAACCAAAAUGUCAGCAUCAUGCGAACUUCACCAGGAGGAAGAACAACGAAGAGGUUUUACUUCAGAUAGUCAGACAUCAUUUUCAAGCAGUGAAACCUGUGAUGUGGAAUCUAAAGCUACAACAAAAUUAACUAAAUACCUACCUAAGUUAACAUUCUCUGUAAUGAAAAAUGACAACUUUGUGCUACAUCCAAUGUCACUCUGUCUUCCGUUUCCCACAACAGUUAAUCUAAAGAGAAACAAAGAAAAAGUGAAUGAAAGAAUCAAAGAACAAGGAAGAGGUUUUACUUCAGAUAGUCAGACGUCAUUUGCAAGCAGUGAAACCUGUGAUGUGGAAUCCAAAGCUUCAAAAAAAUUAAAUAAAUACCUACCUAAGUUAACAUUCUCUGUUCCCAGGAAAAUGGAAACUACACCACUAAGCCAGGACGCAACAUUGGAUGACCCUUAUGAAAAAAUUGAAGACUUUGCCUUCACAGAAGAUGACGCUGCACGCAUCAGAUGUGACGCAGACCUGCAGGAUCUCCAGGGGACUAGAGUUCCCAGGAAAAUGGAAACUACACCACUAAGAAAGGACCCAACAUUAGAUGACCCUUAUGAAAAAAUUGAAGACUUUGCCUUCACAGAAGAUGACGCUGCACGCAUCAGAUGUGACGCAGACCUGCAGGAUCUGCAGGGGACUAGAGGUACAAGCAUCGCAGAACUUCUCGUAACCUGCUACAACUUUUUCUUUCGUAAAUGUCAAGACGGCCAACCUCACUCUUCAGGAGCUUUAAUGGAAGACAACAAAAAAUGUUAUAAACAAAACAGAAACAAUAAAAAUAAAAACUACUCAGAUAAAGAGCUUAAAGUUGGGAACCAUCAACCUGGACCAGAAUAUAGUCCAAGAAAAAUCUCAAUAGGGGAUUUCUUUCAACAAGGAAAGACAAUUGGAACAUCAUUCAAAUGUCUAUUUCUGUAUCUCCAGCUACUGCUUUGCAUUUCUGUAUCUACUUGUGAUUAUCACAGCCUGAGCUAUUACCAUUCUGGAGUGUCAGAGCGCAUCCCAGGUCUGCCACAAUUUAUGGCAGUGGGGUAUGUAGAUGACGAACAGAUAGACAGCUACAACAGUGAUACAAGGGAGCUCAUACCUGUGACUAAGUGGAUAGAAAAUAACGAAGAUGUUUCUUACUGGAAGAGGCAGACAACUUAUCGCAGAGGAUGGGAAGAGGUGUUUAAGGAUGAUCUGAUGAUCUUAAAUGGCCGCUUCAAUAAAACUGCAGACCUCCACACAUUUCAGCUAAUGUAUAACUGUGGGCUGGAUGACGAUGGAAAUACAGAGGGGCAUUAUCAGUACGGUUUUGAUGGUGGUAAUUUUAUUGAUCUGGAUACGAAUGGACUAUUGUGGGUGCCUUACACACAUGAGGCUGAAAUAAGCACUCAGAGAUGGAACAGGGAACAGCAUGUCGCCAACAGAGUCCAUAGCUAUCUCAAAGAUGGAUGUAUUAAAGCUCUUAGAAACUAUAUCAGUCUUGCUGGAAAAGAUAGGACAGUUCCCCCACAAGUUAAGGUUUCCGGUCACCAAUCAGACACUGUGACAAAGCUUUACUGCUGGGUGUACGGGUUUUACCCUAAAGCUGUGGAUGUCAAGUGGGUGAAGAACGGAGAAAUCGAUUUAAUGUCAGAGGAGGCAACACAAGUCCUCCCCAACCCUGAUGGGACCUAUCAGCUCAGGGUCACUGUGGAGGUGAUACCUAAGCAUGGGGACAGUUUCUCCUGUCAUGUGGAUCACAGCAGCCUGAAGGAGCCACUUACUGUGCUUUGGGAACCCAAUAAAUCCCAUUUCCAUCUGUACAUCAUUGUUGGUGUAAUUGUAGCUGUUUUACUUAUCUGGUCAGCUGGUGUUGGUGGAUACGUCGUAUACAGGAAGAAGAAUCCUUAUACAAAGGCUCCAAAUAAGGAUAAUGAUUCCUCCCCAGCUUCAUCCACUACUGCCUGAGUGGCCACAAGUCACACACAGACAAGUGACAAAUGCUGAAGGAUCCGUCAGUAACGUAGUGGGAGGAGUCACAUCCCUUCCCGCGUGCUCUGUGUGUUUAUAUCAUGCACAUACAGCGGACUGUGUCACAUACACAUCUGUAAUACUCCGCUUUUUACAUUAUAAGUAAUUAUUUCUGUCAUUCCUCUAUCUGCUCUAAAUGCAUCAAAGAAACAGUAUUGUCAUUCAGUACAUUACUCAUUCACUUACUUGCUUGGCUGAACUAGGGAAUGGGUUUGCAUAUUUGUAAUUCUAUUAAAUGGUGUUUUUUUCUUGAAA
Messenger RNA from Bombina bombina (fire-bellied toad), 2968 nucleotides. RefSeq lists its product as uncharacterized. Gene Ontology annotation, biological process: immune response. Gene Ontology annotation, cellular component: external side of plasma membrane. The record is from RefSeq and is a predicted model, not a curated record. The coding region runs from base 452 to 2650 and encodes 732 amino acids. Lineage: Eukaryota; Metazoa; Chordata; Amphibia; Anura; Bombinatoridae. The transcript has 18 exons.